Racocetra persica is the source of this 1518-nucleotide messenger RNA. Lineage: Eukaryota; Fungi; Glomeromycota; Glomeromycetes; Diversisporales; Gigasporaceae. The record is from the annotation of a GenBank genome assembly.
AUGGAAAUGGAUAUGAAAACUUUACCACACAAUAAUUCAGCUCAAACUGUUCAAGAUUUAUCUUCAAUUAAUCGAAAAGGUUCUGCGGGUUCUAUUUCUCCCCGCUCUUGCAAUAGAACGGAAGGUCAGGGCGUUUCUGCCACUGUCUGCGCCAAUUGUGGUACAACAACAACGCCACUUUGGAGGAGGGCACCUAACGGAGAUACGAUUUGUAAUGCUUGUGGACUUUAUCUCAAGGCAAGAAAUACUGUUCGUCCACCCUGGUUGAAACGUAAUGCUAUCAAGAAGUCGACUCCUACUGUCACCGAAACCCCUGAUAAUUCCACCAAUGGAACUUGCCCCGGUGAUGGUCACUGCGAUGGAACUGGAGGCUCAAGCUCUUGCGAUGGUUGUCCUGCUUUCAACCAACAUCAAGUUAAUCGUCAAGCCUUGAUCUGCGCGAAUUGUGGUACUAAUACUACUCCUUUGUGGAGAAGGGACGAAUCUGGGAAUACUAUUUGUUUAUACUUUAAACUUCACAAUGUUCACCGUCCCGUGACCAUGAAAAGGUCUGUCAUUAAGCGUCGAAAGCGCGUCGCUUUAGCUUCUUCGCCUCCCCCACCAACAAAUCAAUCUGGUGGCUCCGACAACGAACAUUCUUCUCGUAAGAGUCGUAUUCAUCAUCCUCCUACUCCCGCUUCUACUUCCGGUUCGGAGCGUGGUUACAUUUCUUCGGAUGAUGAUACUAUUUCUGUUGACGAUUUCUCUUUGUCUAAUCGUAAAAGAAAAGUUGACGACCCUUCUAUCUCUAACAAGCGUCGUUGCAAUUCUAAUAAUGUUAGACAAGUUCCUCCGAUUGAAGAUUAUGUUUGCAGUAAACUUAGUAGUGCUAUGUGGGAUGAUCGUAGAAAAAGGUGUUUGACUCCCGUGGAACCUAUUUUACAAAAUCAAGUCCAUAUUCAUCAAAAUAAUCUUACCUUUAAUAAUAAUCGUAUCAUGGGCACUCCUAGUGUUCCUUUACCUUCUGUCUUUCCAUCUCAAUAUAACGAUGGUUCCACUUCUCCUAGUCACAACUCUUCUAUUUCGGCUUUAUUGAAUCCUUCUACUCCUGCUAGUAAUGGUCUUCAUCAAUUACCUCCUCUUAGUUCUAUUCCUUCUGCAAACAUGGUUUCUUCUAGCCCUCCUCAUAUGGGUUUACCUAUUUCUAAAGUGAACAGUCCUAUUUCUACUCAGCAACAAUCUAGUACCGCUUCUAGUCAAACUAAAAUUACUCAACAACUCUUGUCGCAUCGACAAGAAUUGCAGAGUGAAGUUUCCCGUCUUAAUAUGCUUCUUAGUAAAACUACCGCAAUUUUGGUCGACUUGGAUAAAGCUAUUGUUAAUGGUUCAAUUCCAAAUACUCCUUAUGGUUCUCCUGAUAAAUCUUUGUUUAACAAUGGCAAUAGUUACGGUAUGCCUACUCCUCCUUCUGAUGUUAGUCAUGGUGCUCUUAUGACUUUACCUCCACUUACUCCUUCGGGUUCUCCUGAGACGCGUUAA